This is a messenger RNA of Pieris napi, 1384 nucleotides long. It is a transcript of the gene Dhit, whose product is annotated as regulator of G-protein signaling 19. The record is from RefSeq and is a predicted model, not a curated record. The transcript is spliced from 4 exons. Lineage: Eukaryota; Metazoa; Arthropoda; Insecta; Lepidoptera; Pieridae. Bases 470 to 1093 code for a protein of 207 amino acids.
CGCCAUGCCGCGCCCGCGACGCCGCUAGCGCGGGCGUGGCCGGCCCGCCGCCCGCCCAGCCCGCCUAAAGCGGGCCGUGUGAAGCCGUGCCGUGCCGAUAUCCAUUCGACGCAUCGCGACUGCGAGUUUGCCGCCAUGCUGUCCGGGGAUUCGCUCUAGGAAGCGCUGGUGUCUUCGAAUUCGGCCGGAGCCGUCGGUAUGUCCCGUCCCGAUCAGACAGCGGUGUCGACGUUCGCAUGAACCGCAGCGAGCCCCGCUUUCCUCUUCUCAACUCUAGGUUCAGACGAGCGUGGCGCGGGUCUUCUGGCCCGCGGAGCAGGCUGACGAGCGCGCGCAGAUCGGCCUCGGCCGUGAGAUGACACAUUUUAUAUCCCUGUCUCUCUCUAUCUCUCUCGUUGAGGCCGCUAGUUGAUGAUACACACGCCACGAUAUCAUGGGAGGGUGCCAUGUUUAGUGGAAAGCGUAAAUAAUGAAGAACAAUGCGUUGCAGAUGUGCAGCGUGUCGGUGCCGCGCGGCCCGGCCGCCGCCGCCGCUAAGCCUUGCUGUCUCUGCUGGUGCUGUUGCUGCUCCUGCUCCUGGGCUAAGUGGUUGGCGGCGCGCGGGCCCGACGGCGGCCCCGGCAGGAAGCCGCGCGACCCCGGCACUUCGCCCUCCGAGCCGCUGCUCGACGGAGACGCGCCGCCCACGCUCGACGAGAUCCGCGGCUGGGGCGAGUCGUUCGAGCGGUUGAUGCGCAGCGCCGCCGGCCGCAAAGUGUUCCGCGACUUUCUCCGCGGCGAGUACUCCGAGGAGAACAUCAUGUUCUGGCUGGCUUGCGAGGAGCUCAAGCGCGAGACGGACCCCGAUGCCGUGGAGGAGAAGGCGCGCUUCAUCUACGAGGACUACAUCUCGAUCCUGUCGCCCAAGGAGGUGUCGCUGGACUCGCGCGUGCGAGAGACGGUCAACCGCAACAUGGUGGAGCCGACGCCGCACACCUUCGACGAGGCGCAGCUGCAGAUCUACACGCUCAUGCACCGCGACUCCUACCCGCGCUUCGUCAACUCGCCGCUCUACAAGGCGCUGGCCCGGUUGCCCGCCGCGAACUCUGAGUGACGCCCGGUGUACAUAGUACUUCCCACUUCGACGUAAGGUAGUUAAUUAUCAUUGAACGGGUACUAAUUUUGUAUAUAGUUAGGUAAGUGACGCGCGAAAGAGAGGCGCGGGCGGCGCCGAGACGACUCCGCCGCGCCCCUCGGCCCCUUUCCCUCCGACCCCUUCCUUUCUCGCCCCUUCUCCCCUCGCCCCCUUCCACCCUACGAAACCCUCCCGUCUGCAUUGCUCGAAAGCAAUAAUGGUGGACCAAAUAAGUUUGCCAGUGAGUCAACGAAUAAAUCUGUUCAUGUA